AUGGCUCCUCAACAAAGGCAAUCUGUAAUCGUCGACACGGAUUGGGAGCGGGUUAGGCCCGUCAUUCGACAACUAUAUCUUCGAGAAGAUAGAACGCUAAGCUUUGUUCUUACCACCCUCAAGACCCUGCAUAAUUUCCAGGCAAGCAAAUCCCAGCUGGAAUGGAAACUCAAGCAAUGGCACAUAGUCAAGAACAUGACCGCCCAACAGUGGAAGCAUGUCAAUGCUCGGGUCGUUGAGCGACAAAGCCUGGGCAAGGAAAGCAGUUUGUAUCUCUCUGGGGUUAUAUUAGAACCUGCAGCGGUAAAAAAGGCAAGAAGUCGGCACUCUCACACUUCAGUCCUCGAACAGUUCAAUCCAGCAUUGGUCGCAUACUCAUUGCCUGCGGAUUUGCCACUAAUCAUUCGAACCCCGUCGCCCGAUCCAGGAGCUCGAUGUCGUAUUGCGGACAUUCCAUGGUUUCAAUGUCAACAACUCUUGAGUGCUUUGACAAUAUCAGAAACCAUAUCCCCGCAAGUCCCUAACAUCUCAUCCGCCACCAAUUCCGUUUUCAGGGCGCUCAGCUAUGUCGUAUCCCGGGAGCCUCGACCAUUAUUACACGCACCAAACGCCCAGCAAAUCUUCCAGGCUCUGUCCCUCGUAAUGCCUGUGAAAGCAACAGAAGACCAUGCAUAUAGGACAGAAGGGAUCAUCCAAUACUCGUCGUCAAGAGUGCUCACAUCCGAAGCCUUGGAAACCAUCAUCUUCCUACUCUCCAAUGGUUUCUGUGGCUACUUGGAUCACGAAGUUCAGGAGCGAGACAAUAUCAAUGAGGCGAUUUUGGCGAUAAUCCGGGUAUCCAAUACCUGGAAACUGCUAGUAUCUCAGCGUCGUAACAAUUUACCGCUGAGUCUUCAAGCUUCUCUAGAUCGGAUGUUCGAGAAAGCAGUAAUAGCAUCAGAUCUUAUUACUAUGGAGUCUCUUAUCAUGGCCGGGGUCGAUGUUGACCUGCCUCUACAGAAUGCGCCGUGGAACGAGGAUACAUUCAAAUCUUCGAGAGCACUCCACUGGGCCGUCAUUUCACUAAACUUGAACAUGGUGGACCUCCUCGUCAGACUUGGUACUAGUACCGAGUCAGUUGAUCUUGAGAUGCUUCAGGUAAUAUGCCGUAGACAUCGCAUGUACGAUGAAACGGCACUUGCGGCUAUGUCGAAAUGGAUACUGUCCGUGUACGAAUACCAUGACAGAGACGAUCCCGUAGCCCAGCACCUCUUGGAGUAUCUCUCUUGGACACCUCACUCUCCGAACACAGAGCUUAUCCUGCACUGUCUGGGGCCCAAACUUCGCAAGCCUGAGACACUUGGUCAGUUUCUCAUCACAGCCGUCAAAACAAGGAGUCAAUCUACUUCUGAAUGGAUUUCUAAGCACUCGAAGUACCUCGACUAUAUCAACUUCUUAGGGGAGUCAGUCCUCGGCGCUGCAGUCUCCAGGAAAGAAUAUCAAUUGUGUGAACGCCUCUUGGAGCUGGGGUCUGCGUCAGAGCCUGCCGACGGUGCCUAUCACAGCGUAUAUGGCACACCACUUCAAUGCGCCGCUUCCAAUGCUGAUUCGAGACUCAUCAGACUUCUGCUGGAUCACGGCGCAGAUGUGAACCACUGCCAACCCUCUAUGGAAGCCGACGAUAUUCUGAGAGCACAUCUGCGUCGUGUCUAUACUUCUAAAGCCACUCAUGAAGAGCUUUUUGGUGGAGAGAUUGGAAGAACUGCAUUACAAUCGGCCUUGUCGAGCGGUCGUGAGGAGAAUGCUCUAUUUCUCCUCGCGCGCGGAGCAGAACAGAUCGGAGGAGAACUUUCAAUUGCAAUUCGCACUGGCCAGGAUAACAUGAUCACGCAGUUACUGGCACAUGGCGCUUCGCUCUCGGCAUUGAGCUUUGAUGACAGGCCAUCACCACUCGAGUCCGCCAUUGUGAAGCAGGAUCAUGAUCUGGCUCUACAAUCAUUCAAGCGACGAAUGCCACUCAGUUUCCAGCAAGAGCGCUUUAUAUAG
Messenger RNA from Colletotrichum scovillei, 2025 nucleotides. RefSeq lists its product as uncharacterized. The transcript has 4 exons. Gene Ontology annotation, molecular function: transcription cis-regulatory region binding; protein binding. Lineage: Eukaryota; Fungi; Ascomycota; Sordariomycetes; Glomerellales; Glomerellaceae. The record is from RefSeq and is a predicted model, not a curated record. Gene Ontology annotation, biological process: positive regulation of transcription by RNA polymerase II. Bases 1 to 2025 code for a protein of 674 amino acids. Gene Ontology annotation, cellular component: nucleus.